CCCGCGCCAUUCUCCCAAAAAUAACAAACUCACACUCGUUAUCCUCGUCAACAUCGCUUAUUUUAACAACACGACGACUUCAAAAAUCAACUCCACACCUUACUUCUUCUUCUAUUUUUUAUAAUAAUAAUAAUAAUAAAAAUAAAAUCAAAUACGUUUCCUCCUGCUGUUUAUAUACUCCCCGUAAAUUCCGCUUAUUUUCAUCGGCAAUGGGAUCUUUAUCACUCUCAGAUGAGCCUCUCAGUUACCCUACUUUCCGCCGUGAUGAAUCCGUCGUUGAUACUUACCACGGCGUUCCUGUUCCCGAUCCUUAUCGUUGGCUUGAAGAUCCUGAUGCGGAAGAGGUGAAAGAAUUUGUGAAAAAACAAGUGGAUUUGACUGAAUCUGUACUUAAGAAGUGCGAAACAAGGGGAAAACUUCAUGAAAAGCUUACUAAGUACUAUGACUACCCUAAGUAUGGUGCACCAUUUAGAGAAGCUGAUAAAUACUUUUACUUUUACAAUUCUGGACUUCAACCGCAGAAAGUGCUCUACAUGCAGGAUAGUUUGGAUGGAGAGGCAGAGGUUUUGCUUGAUCCAAAUGGACUAAGUGAUGAUGGAACGAUAUCUUUGAGUACAUAUGCUGUUAGUGAGGAUGCCAAGUACUUGGCUUAUGCUCUCAGUUCGAGUGGAAGUGAUUGGGUCACCGUCAAAGUAAUGGAGAUCGAAGACAAAAAUGUUUUGCCUGAUACAUUGUCAUGGGUCAAAUUUUCGGGUAUUAGUUGGACAAAUGAUAGCAAGGGUUUCUUUUACAGUCGCUACCCAGCUCCAAAGGAAGGAGAAAAUUUGGAUGCUGGGACAGAGACAAAUGUGAACCUUGAUCAUCAACUUUACUAUCAUUACUUAGGUACAGAUCAAUCUGAGGAUAUCUUGUGUUGGGAAAAUCCUGAUAAUCCACAGCACACACUUGGAGCGUCUGUGACAGAAGAUGGAAAGUUUGUUCUUCUUUAUAUCAAUGAGGACUGUGAUCCUGUCAACAAACUUUAUUACUGUGACCUAUCUACUCUGCCUAGUGGGAUUAAGGGGUGCAAAGAAAAGAAAUGCCUUCCUUUCAUUAAACUUAUCGACAAUUUUGAAGCAAUGUAUCAAGCAAUUGCAAAUGAUGACACUGUUUUCACUCUUCUGACAAAUAAAGAUGCUCCAAAGUACAGGUUGGUUCGAGUAGAUCUUAAGGAGCCAAGCAUAUGGACUGAGGUCAUUUCACAAGCUGAGAAUGAUGUUCUUGAUUCCGCUGUUGCUGUUAAUGGCAACCAACUUAUUGUGAGUUAUAUGAGUGAUUGCAAGCACAUACUACAGAUGAGGGAUUUACAAAGUGGGUCCCUUUUGCAUAAAUUGCCCAUCAGCAUCGGUAGUGUGGAUGAUGUUAGUGCCCGGCGUAAAGAUAGCUUAUUUUUUAUUGCCUUCACAAGUUUCCUUACUCCUGGCACGAUAUACCAGUGCAACUUAGAAAGUGGGGUUCCAGAUUUGAAGAUUUUUCGUGAAAUUGUUGUUCCUGGAUUUGAUCCGGCAGAGUUUCAAGUCAGUCAGGUUUUUGUGCCCAGUAAAGAUGGUAGUACCCAGAUACCAAUGUUCGUUGUGGCUAGAAAGGAUAUAGUUUUGGAUAGAUCACAUCCAUGUUUAUUAUACGGAUAUGGUGGAUUUAAUAUUAGUCUGACACCAUACUUUAGUGUGAGUCGUGUUGUACUGAUGAGGCAUUUAGGUGUAGUCUUUUGCAUUGCUAACAUUCGUGGUGGUGGGGAAUAUGGAGAAGAAUGGCAUAAAGAUGGUUCUCUUGCAAAGAAGCAGAACUGUUUUGAUGACUUCAUUUCUAGUGCUGAAUUUCUUGUAUCUUCGGGUUAUACCCAACCUAAAAAGUUAGCAAUCGAAGGUGGAAGCAAUGGUGGGCUCCUUAUCGGGGCUUGCAUUAAUCAGAGGCCUGAUCUCUUUGGUUGCGCACUUGCUCAUGUUGGUGUUAUGGACAUGCUUAGGUUUCACAAGUUUACAAUCGGUCAUGCGUGGACAUCUGACUAUGGAUGUUCAGAUAAGGAAGAAGACUUCCAGUGGUUAAUUAAGUAUUCGCCACUGCAUAAUGUCAGGAGACCAUGGGAGCAGUCCACUGAUAACUCUUGCCAAUAUCCUCCUACCUUGUUAUUGACUGCCGAUCAUGAUGACAGGGUUGUGCCCUUGCAUACUUUAAAACUAUUGGCGACCAUGCAAUAUAUACUGUGCACGAGCUUGGAGAAUAGCCCACAGACCAACCCGAUUCUUGGCAGAAUUGAUGUAAAGGCUGGCCAUGGAGCUGGACGUCCCACAAAGAAAGUGAUUGACGAAUGGGCGGAUUCGUACAGCUUCAUGGCUAAAGUGGUUGGUGCAACCUGGAUCGAUUAAAUAACUUCGGUGCAGUAAAAAAGGUAUUAUCAGCAGCACUAUACAGUCAGUUGUAAAUUCCAAUUUAGUGCAACCGACAUGUGCUGGUUGUCUCAGUGGACUUUUUGAUCCUAUUUCUAUAUCCAUUUCAUCAGCUAAAGCAACUGUUAAUUUAUAUUUUAUUUCUUUUACAUGAUCUUAUCUAUCGAAUAUCAAAAACUAGCAACAUUUAUACAAAACUAGCAAGACAUGGGAGAUAGCCGUUUAUAUC
Molecule: messenger RNA, 2655 nt
Organism: Erigeron canadensis
Lineage: Eukaryota; Viridiplantae; Streptophyta; Magnoliopsida; Asterales; Asteraceae
Product: prolyl endopeptidase-like
Exons: 12
Coding region: 210-2405 (731 amino acids)
Biological process (GO): proteolysis
Cellular component (GO): cytosol
Molecular function (GO): serine-type endopeptidase activity; oligopeptidase activity
Source: RefSeq, a predicted model, not a curated record